AUGAGCUCGCAGCCAAAUCUAGACAGUAGCAUUCCUCUGGCCCACUCAGUGGAGCAGGAGCUGGGUAUGUUCACGGAGUCGGGCCUGAAGUUCGGGUCCUUGGCAUGGAAUGAUAUCGCAGUGAACCCCUCAGCAAGCCCUUGGAGCCUCUUUGACUCGGGUCUGUCAGCACACGCUGGGAUGGAACUCUCUGAGUCGUCAGAAAACACAUCGGCCGUUAUCGACUGGACGUCCCUAGGACACGAACCUAGUGACUUCCAACUUUUCCCAUGUGGAGAAAUUGAGAAUAGUAGCCCUAAGAGGCAGAACAGUACAGGGGGCGGCAACAGUGGUGAUGGUAGCAAGGCCAUCAUCGCACAAUUGUCGCAGCUAAUCAUGAGGUUUUCGCGAUUACAUCGGCUGAGUUAUGAGCUAGUCCGAAAAUCGAGUUCCCCAAACGUCAGCAACGACACAAGCCAAGUCCACGACAACAAUACCAUGACCUGCAGAUCUGCACCCGAGUGGCUUGUCCAGAAUCCCUCUAAAGAUGCUCCUUCUGUUCAUCCGCUGACUAAGGAGGAGACGACAAGUAAUCUUCUGUGCCGCGUUUUCUCGGCCUCGCAUACUUUCUUAGAGGCUUUGCACGAGCUACGAACCAAUGCCGGCAUCGACUACAACAUAGUCCUCCGGACCUCGCCCCCAACAUCGCCCGGGACCGGCUCUAAUAGAUCUUCCCCUUUCACCUUAGACACGGCCUUAACGCCAUAUUCAGAAGUUCCAGAUCAUUAUAGCGAUAGCGUUGUUCGACAUUUAACUACUACCUGCUAUACAAUGCUCCUCAACAUCUACGUGGCAGUUCUGAACGCACUGGAAUACGACGCUCGUACCGGCCGCCUUACGAAUGGGGCCAACCCGGGUGACAUGCGCUUAGCUUCAAUCGUCCAACUUUGCUCCUAUCUUCUCGAACGCCAACGCAAAGCUAUGGAUACUUAUUUGUCUGCCCAGAAAACCCAAGAAUCCUGGGGAAAGGUGUGGGAUCCUGGUUACGAGCAGGCACACGGGGCCGCGGAGGAGGAGAUGAGAACCCUAAGUAUGGAAGUUGAACAACGGCUUACGCGACUUCAACAAGCUUUGGGCUUAUGA
Xylaria bambusicola is the source of this 1122-nucleotide messenger RNA. RefSeq lists its product as uncharacterized. Lineage: Eukaryota; Fungi; Ascomycota; Sordariomycetes; Xylariales; Xylariaceae. The coding region runs from base 1 to 1122 and encodes 373 amino acids. The record is from RefSeq and is a predicted model, not a curated record. The transcript has a single exon.